AUGGCAGGUAGUAGUAACUCUGUGCCUGUUACUAUGGCAGGUUGUAGAAACUCUGUGCCUGUUAACAUGACAGGUAGUAGUAACUCUGUGCCCAUUACCAUGGCAGGCAGUAGUAACUCUGUACCUGUUACCAUGGCAGAUAGUAGUAAGUCUGUGCCUGUUACUAUGGCAGGUAGUAACUCUGUGCUUGUUACCAUGGUAGGCAGUAGUAAUUUUGUGCCUUUUACCAUGGCAGGUAGUAAUAACUCUGUGCCUGUUACCAUGGCAACUAGUAGUAACUCUGUGCCUGUUACCAUGGCAGAUAGUAGUAAGUCUGUGCCUGUUACCAUGGCAGGCAGUAGUAACUCUGUGCCUAUUACCAUGGCAGGCAGUAGUAACUCUGUGCCUGCUACCAUGGCAGGUAGUAGUAACUCUGUGCCUGUUACCCUGUCAGAUAGUAGUAACUCUGUGAAUGUUACCAUGGCAGAUAGUAGUAACUCUGUGCCUGUUACCAUGGCAGGUAGUAGUAACUAUGUGCCUGUUACCAUGGCAGGCAGUAGUAAUUCUGUGCCUGUUACCAUGACAGGUACAAACAGAUACCCUAGUAUGUCUAAUGAAGAGCACAGCAGUAGUAACUCCAUUCCUAUCCCCAUCAUGGGUACAAAAAAGUACUGUAGUAUAUCUAAUCAGGAGCAAAGCAGUAGUAACGCCAUGCCUAUCUUCAUGGCAGGUACAAAAAAGUACUGUAGUAUAUCUAAUCAGGAGCACAGCAGCAGUAACUCCAUGCCUAUCACCAUAGCAGGUACACAAAAGUACAGUAGUACAUCUAAUCAGAAGCACAGCAGUAGUAACUCCAUCCCUAUCACCAUAGCAAGUACAAAAAAGUACUGUAUUAUAUCUAAUCAGGAGCACAGUAGCAGUAACUCCAUGCCUAUCUCCAUGGCAGGUACAAAAAAGUACUGUAGUAUAUCUAAUCAGGAGCACAGUAGCAGUAACUCCAUGCCUAUCUCCAUGGCAGGUACAAAAAAGUACUGUAGCAUAUCUAAUCAGGAGCACUGCAGCAGUAACUCUGUGCCUAUCACUAUAGCAGGUACACAGAGAUACUCUGGGGGACCUUCAUUGUCAUGUUAUCUUCCACUCAGCUCCACUGAGUAUUUCAACAAAGAAAGGCAUGUGACACCAUUCAUGCAUAAGAAACCACAUUACAAAUUCUAA
Protopterus annectens (West African lungfish) is the source of this 1194-nucleotide messenger RNA. RefSeq names its product protein rtoA-like. The coding region runs from base 1 to 1194 and encodes 397 amino acids. The transcript has a single exon. The record is from RefSeq and is a predicted model, not a curated record. NCBI's taxonomy places the organism in Eukaryota, Metazoa, Chordata, Ceratodontiformes, Protopteridae.